Macrobrachium nipponense is the source of this 1702-nucleotide messenger RNA. RefSeq names its product high mobility group nucleosome-binding domain-containing protein 5-like. The coding region runs from base 337 to 1701 and encodes 454 amino acids. Lineage: Eukaryota; Metazoa; Arthropoda; Malacostraca; Decapoda; Palaemonidae. The record is from RefSeq and is a predicted model, not a curated record. The transcript is spliced from 5 exons.
UAGAAAGAGGAAGAAGAAGGGGGUGGAUUGCCAGAUACCGCCAGAACCCCAGUGACUAAUUUCGGACUCCAGUCCGAGAGUGGUUUUUCGACCGGUUGCUUCCGCUCCCCGUCAGUCGUUUCUUUCCUCUAGUGCCCGAUAACAUGGAUGCGAUGUUCAAAGCUCGCGACCCAUACAAAUCUCCCUAGUGAUCAGGCCAACCCCCCCAAACUACCGAAGAUGUUCGAAGUGGAAUGUCAGGAUUAUAGCCGUAAGUGUUACCUGACGUGUAAAUAAUAACAAUACUGUUCACGUAACAUCAACAAGUUGCUUGACGACCGCCAGCCCCCUGUCAUCAUGCCGCGACGAGUAGACAGGCUGAGGAAAGAAGCACGCAUCAGCAGGACACCUUCCGAUUUGCUGUCGGAUUUGCACGUGUACAUCCUCCCGCAAGACAAAUGGAUUCCCUUCCGCCGUCUGGCGAGGAACACGGUCGUCGAAGAGACGGUCUCGGCCGGCUUCGUCAGGGUACUACCGGACGUGACGCUGGUUGACCUCCGGCAAGAGCUGACUGGUCAGCUAGGAGACGAUGUCCCCGAACAUUAUGUCUUCAUCAAGAGCGUUGGCAGGAAUUUUACUCAGGUGAAGCCCCACCAAGAGCAGAUGGUGAAGGCCAAGAACUUCCUGCCGCCCCACGCCGAGGAACCCGAGAUCCACAUCAUGGAGCUGAGCGAGGAGCUCCUCCGCUACGCCCCCAGCCUCUCGAACCUCCUGGCGUCGGACACGGAGCUGUCCGAGUCCUUCGGUCCUUCGAGGCUCACCCAGCGCGAGACCUACGCCAGGGCGGAGAAUCUGAGGAGCUGGGCGGAGAACGCCGAGGGGAAGUGGGAGGGGCCGUCUUCCGACGUCAACGGGGAUUCCUUGAGUGCGCCUGGCAUCAAGGCAACUGACCGCUACAACCUGGACAGCAACAUCAUCAUCCAUUGGCAGAGCCAAGAAGAUGGGGAAGAAGAGAGAGAGGCCGACGAGACGAGAGACAGAGGCGACGGAAUGAGCGACAACAGAGAAAGGAGACGAAGCAUCGAGGGGGAUGACGAAGGAGCCAGCGAGGAAGGCAGCUCCAACACCUCGGAGGAGGAGGACCAGGAGGCAAGGGCGGCGAGGAGGAACAGGAGGAACAGAGAAAAGAGAGGAGGAGGAGGAGGAGGAGGAGACAGAAGGAAGGCGAAAAACGGCGUGGCCGGAGGCAGAACAGGAGCCAAUGAAAACAGGAGAGGUAACGUUGGCGGGAAAGAUGAUAAUGCCGAUAACGAUGAUGAUGGUGAUGAAGAUGGGAAAAGCGAAGGCGAAGGGAAGAGAAAAGCCGAAACGGAGAGCGACGAAAAGGGCAUGGACGAGAGAUCGGAGGAGACAGGCGAUGAAGGUGGGAAGAAGAGGGCUAAUAAAGCCCUGCACAAGACAAAUAGCAAGAGCCAGUUGAAGAAGAGGCACAAAGGAAACAGAAAAGGGGCGGCGGCCGACGGGAACAGCGAGGAACACAGCGAAGACGACGACGACGAAGAAACGACCGAUAAAACGAAGAAACCAAAAGAUUCGAAAGCUCGCCAUGUCACCGGGAGGGGGGGCGGGGCGAGGGCGACAAAAGCGACGUCGAGGCGGAGGGAGAGGAUGAAAGGGGAGGAGGAGAAGGAGGAGGAGGAGGGGCUGACGUUAGAACCGUGAA